GCCGCUAACUUGACGCACAUAAUCAUUUUGUAUAAAUUGAAUAGAAUGAGUCAAUACGAUUUUACGAUUAUUUUGGGAAUUAUCGAUUGAUUUCUAGGAAAACCAAUUUUCCAGUUAAUCGCAAUCGCCUGUGCGGUUAUUUUAAUUUCGAAGUUUUUGAGCGACGAAUUAAAAAAGUUAUAAAAAAUGUUUUAUUUAGUAAAAUGUGGGGAGUAUUAUAUACUACCGCAAAACAAAGUUGUAAUAAAAAAAGAAAAAUGUUUCGCGAAAUUUAAAGGCGCGAAAUACGAGGCCUUUAUUAUAGAUAAAGCUUCAAGUGCAUCUCGCCUGGAAAAUAAAUUCAAAAGCCUAAAUGAAGCUGAUAUUCCAAAAAGUGCUGAUGUUGGAGCAGAUAUGGCCACAAACUGGGGCGCCAAGGGCACUGGUCAAAAUAGUCUGGAUGCAAGAGCAGAUAUGCAAACUGAUUGCAGCGUACAGGCUGAAAUUAAUAAUUCAGAAAUCUCAAAUGAAUCAAAUGAUGAAGAGCCGCCGGAGUUUGUAUGUACGUCAGAUGACGCAAAUUAUUCGCCUCCCAAAAAAAUGCGUCUCCGUAUGGAAAAACGCGCCGUGUACGAUGGGGCCCAGGCGAAUGCAAGCAACUGGAAAACACAUUUGGGAAUUUAGAAAAAUUGGAAAAGUUGCCAUCGCUUAAAAAAUGUUCCCAAAUAAUAAAUAAAAAUCCAUGCUUUCGCGGCCGCACUUCAGCUCAACUAAAGACUUUUCUGGACAACCAGAGAAAAGCGGAGGGGAGGAAAAAAUCGUUUUAAUGGUU
Messenger RNA from Drosophila virilis, 811 nucleotides. RefSeq lists its product as uncharacterized. The record is from RefSeq and is a predicted model, not a curated record. Lineage: Eukaryota; Metazoa; Arthropoda; Insecta; Diptera; Drosophilidae.